AUGACCUUCGUGUGCAACGCCAAUCCACCAUGGAAGAUACUAGGAUAUGACGAUCACGUUCACAGGAAUGGAAGGAGACGUGGCCGGUUCUUCAGGUCCGUAGGGCUGCCCACCAUACCCGUGCAUAAGGCGGAUACGGGUACCGUAUAUAUGAGCCCGUAUCCGUACCGUCGGCGGUUUGGAAAUCGAUUUUACGACCGUAUUUGUACGGUUAUUGUACGGAUAGGCGAAAUUUGCAUGAAGACCCCUUGCAUUGGGUAUGUCACCAUCCUUUUACAACAUGCCCGUAUACGGGAUACGAUAUGGUCCGUCGGAUGUGGAUAUGUUUGGGUAUUAUACCUGAAAGAAUGCCAAAGCGAGAAAAAAAAGGACGAAGAGAAGGUCGGUGAGGACGGCAGUGGAGAACAGUCGUACGCUGGAGAGGGGACAGUACAUGGAAAAGCCUCCGAGACAAACAUGUCGCAAUCGGUGAAGGCAUAUGGUCUGAGGCGUGAGUCAGCGAAAUGCAUGGUCUUUGCGGUCGAGACCUUAGACGAGAUGUACAAGGGCCUCAAAAGCCGAGUCCGGCACGCCAUAGCCCUAUAUGACCCGGAGGAGAUAAUGGUGCCCUUCAAGCGUAAUUGGCACUUAGACCACUGUAAGCAAGGAGGCCUCUUGUCAGGAUAUCUCAAUGUCGAUGAAGAGUUUGGACAUUAUCCAGCUCUGUUCACGGACCCUGAUGAUAUCACAAACUCAACACCAGAAAUGAAUAGUCCAUCAAGAAAGUGUAAAGUGCUCACUGCAUACAUUGAGACAAAACUUGAUAAUAAUACAGAAUUAUUUGAGAGCUUAAAGGUCUCUGCUACUCCCAUGUCUGAGGUAAUUGCAGUGAAGAGAGAAUAUUGA
Guyanagaster necrorhizus is the source of this 885-nucleotide messenger RNA. RefSeq lists its product as uncharacterized. The record is from RefSeq and is a predicted model, not a curated record. The coding region runs from base 1 to 885 and encodes 294 amino acids. The transcript is spliced from 10 exons. NCBI's taxonomy places the organism in Eukaryota, Fungi, Basidiomycota, Agaricomycetes, Agaricales, Physalacriaceae.